Molecule: messenger RNA, 858 nt
Organism: Xenia sp. Carnegie-2017
Lineage: Eukaryota; Metazoa; Cnidaria; Anthozoa; Malacalcyonacea; Xeniidae
Product: U3 small nucleolar ribonucleoprotein protein IMP3-like
Exons: 1
Coding region: 156-704 (182 amino acids)
Biological process (GO): rRNA processing
Cellular component (GO): small ribosomal subunit; small-subunit processome; Mpp10 complex
Molecular function (GO): rRNA binding; snoRNA binding; structural constituent of ribosome
Source: RefSeq, a predicted model, not a curated record
AGAGUUUUGAAAGUAAAAAUUUAAACAUUGUGAACUCUAUUAUAUAAUUAAAAAAAAUCAGGGAAAGCAGCAGGUUUGAUAAUUUGUUUAAACAUUGAACCCAAAGUUUCACUACACUAGUGUUACAUGAAGUAAAGCAGGAGGCAGUGUUCAACAUGGUGAGAUCACUAAAGUUCCACGAAAAAAAAUUGUUAAAAAAAGUCGACUUUAUUACAUGGAAAAACGACAACAAUGUUCGCGAAAUAAAGAUCUUGCGAAAAUAUCAUAUACAGAGACGUGAAGAUUACACAAAGUACAACAAAUUGUGUAAAAUGGCUAAAUGUUUGGCGCAUAAAAUCAAGGAGCUCAAUCCAAAGGAUCCGUUCAGAACUGAAUGUACUGACGCUUUGUUGGAAAAAUUGUAUGGCAUUGGUACAAUUCCGACAAAAAAAAACCUUGGCUUAUGUGAAAAGUUGUCUGCCUCAUCGUUCUGUCGACGUCGUCUUCCUGUUGUGAUGAUGAAAUUACGAAUGACCCAAAGUAUAAAAGAUGCUGUUAAAUAUAUUGAACAAGGACAUGUGAGAGUUGGACCGGAAGUAACUACUGAUCCAGCAUUUAUUGUUACUCGUAACAUGGAAGAUUUUAUAACUUGGACCGAUGCAUCAAAAAUUAAAAAACAUGUCUUGGAGUAUAAUGACAUGAAAGAUGAUUUUGACCUAAUGUGACUUUUUAACUUGUUUCACACAAAGUUUGCAUAAACUGUUAAAGGCUGAUGAAGUCUUAUCACUUUGUGAAAUAUGGAAAAUGUAACGUAAAGUAUUGGCAUUUUGUUGAUCUUGUUUAGCUCACUAAACUACGUAAUUAAAAAUAUCAAAAUUA